This is a messenger RNA of Drosophila sulfurigaster albostrigata, 1701 nucleotides long. RefSeq names its product major royal jelly protein 1 (gene yellow-d). The record is from RefSeq and is a predicted model, not a curated record. The coding region runs from base 250 to 1623 and encodes 457 amino acids. Lineage: Eukaryota; Metazoa; Arthropoda; Insecta; Diptera; Drosophilidae. The transcript is spliced from 4 exons. Gene Ontology annotation, cellular component: extracellular region.
UUCCCAUUGCCUGACUAACGACGACACGAAUACGAAUAAGAAUAUUAAGUUAAAAAAUAUUUUAGCACGCAUACGUAAAAAUAAAUACAAACAAAUGCCAAAUUCCCAAAUUCAAGCGAAGAGACAGGUCGAGUGGAAUCGUGUUGCUCAUGCGAUGUAGCCAUAUCAUUAUCUGGCCAAGAACGAGCAGCCGCGUUGACCAUUCACAACAUCCCAACCGAGCAUUGACAAUUGAGCAACCAAUUGAAGAUGAUACGACUACGCAAUACUUUGCUGCUGCUCUUGCCGCUGUUCUGGUUAUUUUUUGACCCAACUCUGGCUCAACGGCGAAGCUACACAUCAACCUUCGCAUCUCCUGCUGACACUGAUUCGCGUCGUCCGGGAUCUGGACGUCCUCCUGGCGGCCUGCGUCCGGUGCGCACUGUGGAGACGGUGAACCGUUGGCAGCAAUUGGAGUACGGCUUUGCCAAUCCGCAGGAUCGUCAGCAGGCCGAAGCCGCCGGCAAUUUGGUGCCAGAGAAUGGCACUCCCAUUGAUGUGCAGCCCCAUUAUUUGCCCAACGGUCAGGCACGCAUCUUCGUUACCAUUCCACGCUUUGUCACCGGUAUUCCAUACACUUUGGCCACCGUUUCCGAUGAGCAAGCGAAUAAUGGACCGCAAUUGCAGCCGUAUCCGAACUUUGCCUGGCACAACAACAACGGCGAUGACUGCGAUCGCAUUACCUCCGCCUUCCGUGUAUCCAUCACGGAGUGCAAUCAGAUGUGGGUCAUUGAUUCGGGCAACAUUGGUGGCUCGCAGCUCUGUGCACCACAGUUGCUGCAGUUCGAUUUGAAUACGGAUACUUUGCUGCAUCGUUUCCGUUUCCCCAAUGAGACGUAUACUUCGGGUGCCUCGCUCUUCAUUGCCCCCAAUCUGUUGGUGCAGGAUCCGCCACCGCGUGGCAACUGUGCACGCACCAUGAUCUACGUGCCAGACGUCAGCUAUCACGGUCUCGUUAUCUACGAUCACAGCACGAACGCUGCUUGGCGUGCCGAGCAUCGUUUCAUGUAUCCCGAUCCCGAUCAUGGCCUGCACACCAUUGCUGGCGAGAGCUUUACGCUGAUGGACGGCAUCUUUACGGUUAACAAUGAUAAGCGUAAUCUCUACUUCCAUCCGCUGGCCAGUGUUAGCGAGUAUUCAGUGCCAUUGGAUGUGCUGAAUAAUCGCGCGAAUUGGGCAAACGGUGUCGAUGCCAUGGCCGAUCAGUUCAAGCUGCUGGGCAGGCGCAAGAGCGAGUGUGCCACCUCAGCCUUGGACAGUCGCAGCAAUCUGUACUGCGUCGCCUUCAAUCCCAUCAAGUUGUUUGCUUGGAAUGUCAACACACCGUAUACCACACGAAAUUUUGGCAAUCUGCCAGCCAAGGCCGAUGAGUUGCAGUUUGUCAGCGGCAUGAAAGUUGUGCGCAAUAAUGGCGGCCAGGAGGAGCUCUGGAUGCUCUCCAAUCGUUUUCAGAAAAUUGCCGCUGGCACAAUAAAUGCCAACGAGGUGAAUUUCCGCAUAUUGCGUCGCCCACUUGAUGAUAUUCACAGCGGCGUAUUCUUUGCCAGCGAUGAUGAUCUGACCAAUCGUCUGAUUUUCACUUAGUCUCUAGUCUUUAUACCAUUUUAAUCGCAUUUAGUUAACCCAAUAGGAUGGAAUCAAUAAAAUACACCAUAAUAUUAA